Molecule: messenger RNA, 3201 nt
Organism: Bicyclus anynana (squinting bush brown)
Lineage: Eukaryota; Metazoa; Arthropoda; Insecta; Lepidoptera; Nymphalidae
Gene: yellow-f
Product: protein yellow
Exons: 3
Coding region: 169-1536 (455 amino acids)
Cellular component (GO): extracellular region
Source: RefSeq, a predicted model, not a curated record
ACCCUACAACACGAGUGAUCAACAGUCAAGAAGCCGGUCGCCAGUGCUCGCGGACGCUCGGCGGAGGUUGCCAGUGCGCUGUCGCUGUGACACACAAACCGACAACUGUUAUUAUUCAGUGCGCAUCCACAUUCCACUGCACUGCACGGACAUUCCUGAGUUGCAAAAAUGGGGGGCACGAAGACCCUAAUCUUCCUCCAGCUGGUCUACAUCACGGCGUGCAUGGAACAGCUGGACAUCAUCUACGAGUGGAAGCAGCUGGACUUCCAGUUCCUCACUCCAGAGGCUCGGCAGCAGGCGUUAGACAGUGGGAGUUUCAUCCCUGAGAAUAACAUCCCCAUGGGGCUGGAGAUAUAUGGGGACAGGCUGUUUAUUACUGUCCCCAGGUGGAGGAGUGGGGUGCCGGCCAGCUUGACUUAUGUCAACCUGAAGGACAACUCCACCAAGUCACCGAAGUUGAUUCCCUACCCGAGCUGGGCCGCGCAUCAAAUAGGAUCUGACGGUAAGCCAGAGAUAGUUUCACCGUUCAGAAUCAGAGCCGACCGCUGCGACCGCCUGUGGGUUUUGGACAACGGCAAGAUAGGCAACCUGGAGACCAACAAAACGAAGUUCCUCCCAUCCCUCAUUAUUUAUGAUUUGAAGACGGACACUCUCAUCAGGAAAUACGUCUUCCCCGAAGAACAAGUCAAGGAGGAAUCAGGGUUCGCAAACAUUGCCGUUGAAGACACAGACUGCGACAAAACGUACGCUUACGCUGCUGAUUUGGGGAAGCCAGGCAUAGUUGUUUACUCCUGGGAGAAAAACGAGUCGUGGAGGAUAACCCACCACUUCUUCCACCCCGAUCCGUUGGCAUGCGACUUCAGUGUUAAAGGACGCAAUUUCAGCUGGACGGACGCUAUUUUCGGUAUCGGAUUGUCUGCGCCUAACGCUGACAAUUUCAGCACCUUGUACUUCCACCCGAUGGCCAGUUACAACGAGUUUGCCGUCUCUACAGAGUAUUUGAGAAACCAAUCAGUUGCUGACGCUAAUUUCAACGCCUUCAAACUCCUAGGAAGUAGAGGAACGAACGCUCAAUCCAGCGCUUCGUUUGUCGAUCCAAAAACUGGUGUCCUCUUCUAUUCUCUCGUGAACUUAAACGCAGUGGCCUGUUGGAGGACGACGAACAAAGAAUACUUGAUGAAGAACCAGGGCAGAAUUUAUAUGGAUGACGUGAAAAUGAUUUACCCGACGGACAUCAAAGUGGAUUACGAUGAAAAUCUAUGGGUGCUGUCAAACAGAAUGCCUCUUUGGAUGUACGACAAAUUGGACCCCAACGAUUUUAACUUCAGGGUGUUUUCUGCUCCGGUUCUGAAUGCUAUAAGCCACACCGCCUGUGACGUCACUCCGCGAUCAGAUAUUCUGGACAAGUUCGUUAAUAAAUUGAAGAAUGUGACCAAUAAAAUUGCCAACAAAAUAAAACCCAAUUCAGGUGUGUCCAACAAUCCAUUGUCGUUGGCGGUUGUUUUAUUAAUAUCUGCUGUUUCGUUACUAAUGUGAUCGUUGUGUGAACUGUACAAAUUGAAUGUUGAUUCAGUAGCUAUUAAGUUAUAAAAGUGUAUAGUUUUAUUGUUCACGUCAGUAUGACGUGUACAAAAUAGUCAUUGCAGUCGUUUCUUCAUGAUAAUCCCAGACAUUUGUUAUAAUAAUUCAUUGGUAAUAUAAUAGAUAUUAUUGUAUAACAAUAAAAUCUCCAUAAUAUUAACAAAGAUAUAUAUUUUAAAAACAUAGAAAUAAGAUUUUACCAAAAUGAUUCAGGUGAUUCAGGACAUUCCAAUUAUUCCAAUUUAGAAAUAAGUCUAUUUAAAGAAAGAGUAACAUUUCAAGUAAUUUCAAAGAUUUUACUUGAGGAAAGGAGGAAUUUAUCGUCACAAGUUGACAAUGUUUGGUGCUUAAAGUUUUAUUGACAUUUGUGAAACUUUUAUUGUUUAGUUAUUUAACAGAAAGCAGUUAAAGAUAAAAUCUACCUGUAUGCCUUUUUGUAAUCAAAUAAAACCGUUUGCACUUUAAAAAUAUAUAAUCAAACAUAAGUAGAUAUCCGUGACAUAUUUCAGUUGAAAACUCAAGAACCUUUCUAACUUCAAAAAAUGGACUUUCAGAUAAAGUCCGACUUUCCAUUUCCUCCUGUAUAGUUGAUAUUUCCAAAAUAUCUUACUUAGUCCGACUUUAUACAAAAGAAAAUAAAUUUUACUUCAGUUAGCUAUCUUCAGUACUUUCUUUCAGUAUUUGGCGAAAAUUAAUUUUCCAUAACUAUGUAUAUAAUGUCUUCUAAUUAUAUUAUAUAAAAAAUAGUCUAGAAUAUUUCAGGUCCUAUUAGAAGACAUUUAAACUCGACGUUUUUGAGCCUAGGCCAUAGGCUUUUUUUGGUGAGCUUAGAUAUAAAUUCAAUUUAGAUCUACAUUACACUUUUGAUUCUUUAGUUUGUGCUAAUUUUCCGAAGAAAAGGAAUCCUAAAAUGUCCAUACUUUCUGUUUUCUUUGCACUUUCAACAUAUCCGCAUUUUGGUACAAAAAAAUUGUGUGCGUUACCUUUAUUUAUUGUGAUUAUGUACAUUUUGUAAUAAGUUUGUGUGUACUUACCUACUUAAUGAAUGUGCCUUGGAGUGAUAUAAUUUAGUGAAUAAUUAAUUUUAAUUAUUGUUAAGUAACCAGUUAUUCUAUAUCACGAAGACCAAUACGAUGAUUCUUUCAUAGUCAGUAAUUCUUUAAUUUGUAAACAAGUAAUAUGAAUCAUAAAGCCUAUAACUCAACGGUAAAAGGGCCGACCGACAUCGAGGUAAAGGGUUCGAUUCCCGCUUAUGAGAAUUUCAGACAAACUGGAAGGGAUUUUCCAAAAAAUAACAUUUAACAUUACUGUUUAGGGCACUGGCUCUCAUAUAAUGUGUUUAGAGCUUAAACCAAGGUGGUAUUUUUACUACUUCAGAUUAAAUAAACGCUAUUUAAUGUAGAGCGGGACUAUCUAUUAUAUUGAAUAAUUUUUGGAAAAUUGGAUAAAAUAUAAACCAAAGUCCCCAAGGAGUCCCUGUGGAUUUGUAGAUACGUACGUACCUACUCGCACCAGCUAUGGUCUUCGUGUGUAGAACGGCUUAUUGAUAACAAUGUUUUUUUUUAAUAAUGUAAAUAAUAAUUAUUUGUGAUAAAUAAAUAAAGGCUUAAAUACCUAUUA